AUGGCAGACAAAACUGAUGCUGAGAAAAGCAAAGUUAUUCAGUACAUCAUAGGCCCUGAAGGUAGGGAAAUCUUUGAAACUUUUGAGUUCACGGAAGAAGAUGAUGAUAAAAGCACUGUACCAAAAGACAUCUUAGACAAGUUUGAAAAACAUUUCGCCUUAAAGAAAAGCCUUGUAGUUUCUCGUCACAAGUUCAACACUAGAAAUCAAGGAAGAAAUGAAUCCAUUGAUGAUUUCGUCACAGCACUAAAAAUAUUAGCAAAGGAUUGUGCAUUUGGCACAAUGCGUGAUGAACUGAUUCGUGACAGAAUAAUAUGUGGUAUUUACUGUGAGCAAGUUAAAGACAAACUACUGCAGAAACAAGAUCCAAACCUAGAGAAAACACUAACCAUAUGCAGAGCUCAUGAAGAAUCAAAGAAAAAUAGGCAAGAUCUGGCUGAAGAAACCAGUGUACAUAGUGUAAGAUCAAAGAAAACUUAUGCACAACAAAAACAAAUCAAGAAAUCCAACUACAGUGGCACAAGCCAAAAACAAAGCCAUGAUAAUCCUAAGAAAGAGAAGUGUGGCAAAUGUGGGACUGUACACGCAAGAAAACAAUGUCCAGCAUAUGGUAGGAGAUGUCUGAAAUGCCACAAAAUGAAUCACUACCAAAAGUACUGUAGAUCCAAAAUCAGUGUCCACGGAUUAAAUGAAGAAGAAUCAGAUACUGAAUCCAGUACACUCUAUGUUGGAGCCAUAAAAAAGAAAUGCAACACUGAGGUCAAAAGAAGACGAGUGCUAUGUGACAACUAA
Molecule: messenger RNA, 792 nt
Organism: Saccoglossus kowalevskii
Lineage: Eukaryota; Metazoa; Hemichordata; Enteropneusta; Harrimaniidae
Source: RefSeq, a predicted model, not a curated record